Cariama cristata (Red-legged seriema) is the source of this 4455-nucleotide messenger RNA. RefSeq names its product KIAA1211 ortholog (gene CRACD). The record is from RefSeq and is a predicted model, not a curated record. The coding region runs from base 223 to 3969 and encodes 1248 amino acids. NCBI's taxonomy places the organism in Eukaryota, Metazoa, Chordata, Aves, Cariamiformes, Cariamidae. Gene Ontology annotation, biological process: maintenance of gastrointestinal epithelium; negative regulation of barbed-end actin filament capping. The transcript is spliced from 10 exons.
CCCUCAGCCCUGCGCCUGUUUGUCUUGUAAUCCGCAGACAAGAAAAAAGCAGGCAAAUUCCAGCCUUUCAAGAAGCUCUUCGGCAAGAGGAAGAAAAGAGAGCCCGUGUCAGACUGCGAGGAAGCCAAACUGAAGCCCAGCCACUCCUUCGGCAACGUCUGCAACGGCACCUUCUCCUCCGAUGAAGAGCCAAACGGUGGUCUGAGGUCCUCUCAUUAUUCUAUGGGAAGUCGAGCUUUUUCCCAUGACAGUAUUUUUAUACCUGAUGGGAGAACAGAGAGUGAACAGGCCAUCCAAGCAAUGUCACAGGAGAACGUUUUAGGAAAAGUCAAAACUCUUCAGCAACAGUUGGCCAAGAAUAUAAAAUUUGGGCAGCCUCCACAAAUGACAAUUUCUGUGAGGACAAUGGGAGAGGCAAACGCUAAUAUAGAAGAGGAUGUGUUGCUCAGUAGCCCCAUGGAGAUUGAGACUCAGCAGGACACAGUGAUCUCAGACAGUGGCAAUAAAUCCACUGACACUCCAGAUUUGUUGAGAACAAUGAAUUUGCCUGGAACAGGACAUGACGUGGAAGAAAAGGUCACUCCAGUCAAAUCAUCUCGGCCAAAAAGACAGUUUUCCUAUUCUGGCACAAUUGAAACAAUCAAUUUGGAUGCAGUUCCCCAGGCUGUUGCUCGUCUAGACAACAGUGCAGCUAAACACAAGCUGUCAGUGAAGCCAAAAAAGCAGAGGAUGUCAAGAAAGCACAAGAGAUUAACAAAGGGAUCACAAAGUUUAACAAUAACAGAAUUUGAGCCAGAGGACCUGGAAACCCAGCUGUAUGGAGACAUAUACCCAGGUUAUAACGGACACAUCGUAGCAGACAAGCUAAUCCAGAACAGAGAUGAGCAGAAGCAGCUUCCACUGGCAGAGGAGAAAAGAAUUGAAGAUCACUGGGGGAUCUUUGAGGCUGAAAGGAUAAGGCAGAUUGUAGAGAUGGAAGAACAAAGAGAAAUGGAAGAACAAAGGUGCCAAGAACUUGACCAAAUACAGAAAGAGCAGGAGAGAAGGCUUUGUGAAGAAGAGAGGAGGCAGUAUCUCUUUGAAGGAGAGAUGUCUUUGAAAAUAGGAGAGCAAACAUGCCAUAAAGAGGAGAGAAGACUGCUAGAAGCUGAAAAGAUACAAGAGCUGGAGGAACAGAGGUGCCAGGAACUGGAGAAGCAGAGGCAGAAGGACUUGGAGGAGCAACAGGGACGAGAGCUGGAGGAGCAGAAGUGCCAGAAACGAGAGGAGCAACAGAGGCAAGAGCUGGAGGAACAGAAGCACCAGGAAAAGGAGGAGCAACAGAUACAAGAGCUGGAGGAGCAGAGGCACCAGGAACAGGAGGAGCAACAGAGACGAGAGCUGGAGGAGCAGAAGCACUGGGAAUGGGAAGAGCAACAGAGACAAGAGCUGGAGGAGCAGAGGCACCAGGAGAAGGAGGAGCAACAGAGACAAGAACUGGAGGAACAGAAGCACCGAGGAUGGGAAGAGCAGAGAUGUCAGGAGUUGGAGGAGCAGAAGCAUCAGGAAUGGGAAGAGCAGAGGUGCAAGGAGUUGGAAGAGAAACAGGCACAAGGGCUGGAGGAGCAGAAGCGGCUAGAGCUGGAAGAAUUAAGGCAACAAGAGAUUGAGAAACAGUGUCAAGAGGAAGAAGAAAGAAAUUGGCAUCCAGCAGAGGAGAAGCUCCAAGAAGGAUCUAAAUCCCCAAAACUCAAACAGCCAGAAAAAGGGAAUAAAACAGCAGAAGAGGUCCUAGCCCAGAAACUCAAGAGAGAAGUUGAGGCUCAAGAGCAAAAGCGAAUAGGGGAAGAACUUCGGUGGCAAGAGGUAGAUGAAAGACAAACUGCAUCCAGACCCUUCACAUUUCAAGUAUCUUCUGGAGAUAAACAGAUCAUAUUUCAGAAAGUAAAUCUGAGUCCAGUCAUGCCCAUCAAAGGAGCAGGAGUCUCUUCUCCAUCCAUCAAAGACUGCAGGAUGCACACGGCCAGCAAGGGCUCUCAUGCACUCCCGUCAUCUGUGUGUGUGCCCCAUACAGCUAUUUUGGUUACUGGAGCACAGCUGUGUGGCACAGCAGUUAACUUGAACCAGAUAAAGGACACAGCUUGUAAAUCAUUACUUGGCUUAACAGAAGAGAGAAAAAAUGUGGAUAUUCCUUCACCAGACAAGGCCCAGAAGAAGACCCAGGAUCCCAAACCCAGCAGCAGUAGAAUGAAAUAUGCACAAGAGACACUGAACAACCAGGCUGUACUAGCUGAGUGGGCCUCUAUCCGCUCCAGAAUCUUAAAGAAUGCAGAAAACAGCAAAUAUAAUGAGAGAGACCGAGUAAGUGUCUGCAGACACAGUGACGACUGGACACCCCGAGGACGGGGUGCUCCCCAUGGCAACUUGAGGAAGACCCUCUCUGCAAAUGCAAAGUUCUCAAUAACACCAGCAUGGCAGAAGUUUUCAGAAGCUUCAAAAACCAAUUCAAACACUGAGAAUGUAAGUGCAGCAAAAGGCAAUGAAACAGUGGCUGUGGGAAGAAUCACUGGCUCAUCCGCUGAUUCGAAGGAGUAUGUGGCUUCCACUUGUAAGGAUAACUUAGCUGAAAAGGCUAAGGAGAAAAUGGAAACGCAUAGUGAAAUGACAGACAACACAGAAGGCUGUAAAUUUGCAAAAGAUCUUCCAUCUUUCCUUGUUCCAAGUUUUCCUCAUUCUCCAGGUAAAGAAUUACCUCAGCCAGAACUUCCUGGUGCUCUGGAAAAUCAGCAGAAUAACAGCACCAAAAAAGCAGAUAAACCAGCACCAAACGGAGAAGAAAGCGUUUCUCCUUUUGGGAUAAAGUUAAGGAGGACAAACUACUCUUUACGUUUCCAUUAUGAUCAACAGGCAGAGCAGAGGAAAAAGAAAAGAUACAGUGCAGGAGAUAGUUUUGAUGGUGUCCCUGACCCACUAGUUACAACAGAAGGUGAGAAAGAAUCCUCUGUUUUUGUUCCACAAGAGAGUACAUCCCCUGGCAUGGGGAGACCAAACGUCCCUGGUAAUUUAAAAGACUCAAAAGACUCUUCAGUUACUGUGGUGGAAAUUUCACAACCAGUGGUCCUACCACCCACCGGCCAGAGUGCUUUACCCCCUCAUGAGAAACCAGCGUGCAAGUCAGUGGUCCCACAGAAACCUGCUUUAGCUCCAAAGCCUACCAGCCAGACUCCGCCAUCAUCUCCUCUCUCUAAAAUGAACAGAUCAAACCUAGCUGAUACGCGAGGGCAACGGUUGCUUAAAGCUGAAUCAGACGGUGGCUGGAGAAAAGAAGACAGAGCAAAUGCAGUGCACCCCACACCAUUCAAUGAGUACAAAAAUGAAGAGGAAGAAAUCAGAGAAAAGAAGUCAUUUUUUCCAUCUAUAAGUAUUCCAUGGAGAGAAAAAAAUGAGAAAAAGCCUGAGCCAUUGAAGAAAGAAAAGCCUGUCCUCCAGAGCAGGCACUCUUUAGAUGGCUCUAAAUUGAUGGAAAAAGUUGAAACUUCACAACCGCUUUGGAUUACAUUAGCGCUGCAAAAGCAAAAGGGAUUUCGUGAGCAGCAAGCUACGAGGGAAGAGAGAAGGCAAGCCAGAGAGGCGAAGCAAGCAGAGAAGCUGGCUAAAGAAAAUGCUGCUGUAAGUAACCAGGCAGAUAAUAAAAGCAGCAGCAGCAAAACAAGCACACUGCAGAAAUCGACAACUCAGGAAGGGGAGAAGAAAACAGAGACUGCUGUGUCCAGACUAGAAAGAAGGGAGCAGCUAAAAAAGUCGAACACCCUUCCAACUUCUGUGACAGUGGAAAUUUCAGAUUCUGUUCCAUCAACCCCACUGGCAAAGGAGGUGGCCAAGAGAUUCUCCACGCCUGAUGCCAACCCUGUGUCAACAGAACCAGCCUGGCUUGCGUUAGCCAAGAGGAAAGCAAAAGCCUGGAGUGACUGUCCACAGAUCAUAAAGUAAACUGUAAAAUUACAUCUCUGUUGCUGACUAUUAGUUGCUUUCUUUUUAUUUAUUCAGCUUUUUACACAUGACAAAAUGCAUGUAUUGAAGGACUGAAAACUGAACUGAUUACCGUUUUGCGCUAGCUCACUGUAACGUCUACUCAAGUCAUAUAUUCCACUGCUUUGACAAAUAGCUAAAUGAGGUCACGGCAAAAAUUUCAGAGCCAGACUCUCUCAAAAACUUAAGAAUGCUCAGAUACUGGAUGUAAAUUCUAGUGAGUAUCAUAGUAAGGGCCAGAACUUCAGUUCCGAAGCUCUGCGGGUAUUCGGUUCUGGAAGUUUAGAUCUCUUCACUUAAGUGGAGAUCUCAGAAAUCUUUCUCAACAUUCCACUGUUGAAAAUUAAGGCAAGAUGCAUGUUCCCUUCUCUUAUUCCUGAUUUUUUUUUAAGUGUUAAACUGUAUGAACUGUCAGUUCCACCUGCUCUUUGAAAGCUUCUUCCCUAA